Molecule: messenger RNA, 677 nt
Organism: Cuscuta epithymum
Lineage: Eukaryota; Viridiplantae; Streptophyta; Magnoliopsida; Solanales; Convolvulaceae
Source: the annotation of a GenBank genome assembly
GGGGGAGAGAGAGAAAGGGAAAGAGGAACAGAAGAUCCUUUUUCUUCUUGGCUCUGAUCGAUCUUCUCAGUUAAUUUCAAAGAGAAACAUAAUGGGCGAAAGGAACGCGCCGCUGCCAAAGUUCGGAGAAUGGGACGUCAAGAACCCGGCCGCCGCAACGGAAUUUUCCGUCAUAUUCGACAAGGCACGGAACGCAAAGAGAGAUGGCAUCCGGCCACCGUCCGCCACCCGCCGUGACCAGCUGGACUCCCCUGUAAGGAAGGACUCACGGCCAGGCAACGCCGCCAAGACGUCCCUUAAUAAAGCCGAUGGCCACCUCGUCCGGCUGGGGAAACCUCUUGCCGGCCGUAAAUGGCUCUGCUGCGUCGGUGGGAGGCACGACGACUAAUACAUGGAGAAGACCGGGCCGGUCCGGCCCGGCCAUUAAUUGUGCAGCACACCAAAACUCCUCAUUUUGAUCACAUUCUGAGCUGCUAGACUAACAUUCUAUGAUCCAGGGAAUACUUUUACCUCCUUCCUAUUUCUGAGUCUAAUUUUUAUUACUACGUAAUAGAUAAUUAAAUUUAUUAAUCAUCAAAUCUUUUACUUUUCUUAUUUAAAUACAUAUGGGUUACUUUUUCCUCAUUUUCUUUCUUCUUAUUUAAUCAUUGUUGUGUGAGCUAGUAUCCUUCUCUUUU